UUAACCUCUUCCUGCCCGCAGUGCGUGUGUGCUAUCAGUGGAAGAUGGCGACCAGAGUCCUUCAGAGCUCUUGCUCCGGCCUUUAUCAAGCUACAAACGUCGCCCGGACGAAAGGACACAUUACUGCUGUUAUCAGGGGUCUGUCAGCGUCUAGUAACCGGCAUCGGGAGGACAGCUGGUUUAAAUCUCUGUUCGUGCGAAAGGUGGACCCUAGAAAGGACGCUCACUCCCAUCUGUUAGCCAAGAAAGAGGAUAACAACUUAUAUAAAAUACAAUUUCACAAUGUGAAACCUGAAUGUCUCGAGGCAUACAACAAACUAUGUGAUGAGGUGUUGCCAUCCAUUCAUAAUGAUAAGCAUUACCCAUGUGAGCUGGUGGGCACAUGGAAUACCUGGUAUGGAGAACAAGACCAGGCUGUGCACUUGUGGCGGUACAGAGGAGGAUAUCCAGCUCUCACUGAAGUCAUGAGCAAACUGAGGAAUAACAAGGAGUUCAUGGAGUACAGGAAGGAGAGAGGAAAGAUGCUUCUCUCCCGCAGAAAUCAGCUGCUGCUGGAGUUCAGUUUCUGGAAUGAACCAGUUCCCAGAGACGGACCCAACAUAUAUGAGCUGCGCUCCUACCAGCUCAGACCUGGGACCAUGAUUGAAUGGGGCAAUUAUUGGGCUCGAGCGAUUGGCUACCGGCAACACAAUCAUGAGGCCGUUGGUGGAUUUUUCUCUCAGAUUGGAAGCCUCUAUAUGGUGCAUCACCUUUGGGCGUACAAAGACCUGCAGUCUAGAGAGCAUACGAGAAAUGCUGCUUGGCAACACGAGGGCUGGGAUGAAGUCGUCUAUUACACCGUGCCACUCAUUCAGCACAUGGAGUCCAGAAUAAUGAUCCCGUUGAAGGCGUCACCACUGCAGUAAUGAAGCUGAAGACAUCAUCGUUCCAUCCCUGCGAGCGAAAGACCGGACUGCGAUACGAGACACAUUCACUGCCAUGAUCUGUUUCAUUUUCAUUAUGCCAACCAACUUUAUGUAUAAAAUGUUCUUUCUGAUCAUAAAAUUGCCCAAAAUUUUAACCAGCAAACCAAACUCAGUUUGUGGCUUAGUGGUGUUUGUUUGAUAUGAUUUUUUUUUUUAUUUUUUUUUUUUUAAAAUAGGAUUUUCCAAAGAAAGGUUUUUAAGUAGUCACUAUGGCAAGCCACAUUGACCUUAAAUUAUGUGCAGGAUAUGAAUUAUGUAUAUCUAUCAAUUAAUUUCACUAGUUUAAAUGUGAAUUCUUAAUAUCAGUGACGGUGAAGCUAAUUAGUGAAAAUGCUCUUUAAAAAAAAAAACAGUAAUAAUACUGGCACUAUUAGAAACAUUUUUUUUUUUUUUUUUUAAUGACACCAUUACAUGCAGAAUUACACAUUAUUGAUAUUGAUAUCAAGAACUGGUAUUUCUGCAAGUAAUGACGUCAUUUUUGAUAGUUAACAUUUUCAGAAUUUUCAUUUUCACUAGUAAUAAUUCCAUUACUGAUAUCAAGUAUUUCCAUUUAUCUAGUGAAAAUGGAAUUGUAGAUAUCUAUAAUUCAUAUCCCACAUGUGAUUAAAUGUCAAAAGGCCAUACAGUCACGUGCUUGUUUUUCAAAUCUUAUCAAUAGGCUGUGUUCACAAAGCCCAGUUUUAGUUGAAAUAUUUGAAGGAUAUAAAAGGAGGGCAUUACAAUUUAUUGAAUUGCCAUAAUGUAGUGUAAAGUCUUUUACUUGCAUCUUAAAGAUGAGUGGAAUAUUCAGCUUGGAUUUAACCUUUUAAAAUUAGCAAAAUACAGGCUUGGCUCCGUUGAAUGUUGUCAGAAAUCAAAUGCACACUACUGAGAAGGAGGUUCACUGUGGCUAAUUUAUAUAUAUAUGUAAAUAUUAUUUGAGGAGAUCAUUUCAGGUUUUAAAACCAAUUAUGACAAACACGGCAAAAUCUAUGCUACAUACUUAAAUGUUAUCAUUGGCUUAUAUCUCUAGUCAUUAUGUGCAUUAAAAAAAUAAAAAAAAAAUCACCAUAUACAUUUACAGUAUUUUUGACUAUUUUUGCAUAACAAAAGCUGCCUUCAUUUAUAUCAGAUAAUAAGCCCAAAUGUCAGCGGUCAAGUGGUUGUGUGCAAAAGUAAAACUUAUUUUGUAAGAAACAUUUAAUUCAACCUCAGUAUUUGUUUUGCAUUUCUUAUGCAUCCGUUUCUAAGCAUAUUGAUAAUGUUUUUUUUGUCUUGUGUAAUGUUUGAGGUUUAUCUUGUCAGCUCUUUCCCAGGUCAACCUGAUUUGAUCAGACUUGUAUCUUACUGAUUGAUUUCUAUAUUGAUUUUGAUUGUUUUCUGUGUGAUAGUGGCAUGCCCCAUUUACUGGACACUUCUGCCCUGCAGAGGUAAUUGACUCAAAGGAAUCUGACAGCACAAUAUAUUUAAUAUUCCUGUAACUAUUCAAUAAAUCAUGAAUGAUACAUUGUA
This is a messenger RNA of Myxocyprinus asiaticus (Chinese sucker), 2456 nucleotides long. Its product is annotated as protein NipSnap homolog 2. The transcript is spliced from 10 exons. Lineage: Eukaryota; Metazoa; Chordata; Actinopteri; Cypriniformes; Catostomidae. The coding region runs from base 45 to 905 and encodes 286 amino acids. The record is from RefSeq and is a predicted model, not a curated record. Gene Ontology annotation, cellular component: mitochondrion.